This is a messenger RNA of Abrus precatorius (Indian licorice), 1405 nucleotides long. Its product is annotated as acid phosphatase 1-like. The transcript has 3 exons. The record is from RefSeq and is a predicted model, not a curated record. Lineage: Eukaryota; Viridiplantae; Streptophyta; Magnoliopsida; Fabales; Fabaceae. The coding region runs from base 253 to 1047 and encodes 264 amino acids. Gene Ontology annotation, molecular function: acid phosphatase activity.
AGAACUGAAAAGAAUGGUAGAUAAUUUUGAAAGCUGAUGAAGAUGGGAAGAGGAAAGGGAAAGAGUUUUUCGCAAGAAGUUCUUUGAAGCUUCGAGUAGGGCCCAAAGGUUUUGGGGAUUAAAAGUGAGUGUGAAGCUGCUCAUUCUCCGCCCAGAGAAAGCCCCAACAUAUCUAUCCUCUUAUUUAUUUUUUCCAGUGGGCCAAUCCUAAUGCCAACUAAUCAGCCAGAUUCCAUUUUCCCUUAAUCAAAGAUGAUGUUGAAGAUGAAGACGAAGAUAGUGCACCGAUUAUUGGGCGGAUUAACCUAUUUGUUAGCCUUGUUAGUGAAUAAGCUUAUGACCAUGAUUGGGAACCCCAAACAGAGUCCUGCGUCCGAAUCCGAGGAGGAUAACGAAAGGUACGGCCUCAGUUGGAGGUUAGCCGUAGAGGCAAACAAUGUGCGUCCAUGGCGAACGGUCCCUCCUCAGUGCUUCAACCACAUCCACAACUACAUGUCUGGUGGCCAAUACCAUCACGACCUCAAACUCAUCGUCGACCAUAUUCUCUUCUACGCCUCUGACAUACCCCUCUCUCACGAUGGCUUCGAUGCCUGGAUCUUGGACGUUGACGACACUUGCAUCUCUAACAUUUCUUAUUACCAGGCCAAGCGAUUUGGGUGCGACCCCUUUGACUCCACCAUCUUCAAGGCAUGGAUCAUGAAGGGAAUGUGCCCCGCAAAUCCUGUGGUUCUUGGAUUGUUUAAUGCGUUGAAAGAGAGAGGAUUCAAAGUGUUUUUGCUAACUGGUAGAGACGCAGCAACACUCGGCAAAAUCACCACUGACAACUUGCAUACCCAGGGAUUCAUCGGCUACGAACGUCUUAUCAUGAGGACUGCUCAGUACAAAGGGCAAAGUGCAGUGAGAUACAAGUCAGUGAUUCGAAAGGAGAUAGAAGGACAAGGCUACAGGAUAUGGGGAAAUGUGGGAGAUCAGUGGAGUGAUCUCCAAGGAGAGUGUUUGGGCAAUCGCACUUUCAAGCUCCCCAAUCCCAUGUAUUUCAUUUCUUGAUCCAUCUAUUUACCAACCUACAAUGGUCAACCAUAAGCAGCUAGCUAAUUUCAUUUCGUCUUGUGCUCAAGAAAACGAUGCUUUUGGAUCAUUUUAGUUCAUGCUAUUAUCACCGUAUUAAUCCUUCAGAUGUUCAAGAUUAACAUAAUCAACCAAGACCACCUUAUUUAAUAUAUCUUUCCACCAAAAAAAGAGAGAGGGAGAGAAAAAAGAAACUUGCGUAAUGUAUCUUUGUGGGCGUGUACAUAUAUUAUAUUAUGAAUGCACGAGAAGAUAAAACGCAAGUAUACGAUCAAAAUAAAUGAUCAACAACACUUUUAAUUUGAAAAUAAUUAAAUGUUGUGACUUGGGUUUAUAU